AAAUAUUUAUUGGCUUUCAAGGCAGGGAAUCAUUCACACGCCAAAGUUAUGGUUCCUUGAUAUCAGCAAGAACGAGUUCACAGCCCUCAUGCCAAAGCUGUUCCACCCAAUCCCAAGGCUCAACAGACUGUACCUUUCUAAAACCCACCUUCAAUCCUUAGAUUUCAUCAUAGGUGCCCAACUGAAUAGAGUCACUUAUUUGCAAGUGAGCAAGAAUGAAAUCACAGUAGUCAAUGAGACAGAAUUACGUUCCCUCCCUUCAUUGACUUACCUGGACAUGCAAUUCAGUACUUUCACUUGUGGCUGCAGCAUUGCUUGGCUUAUUCAGUGGAUGGGUAGCGACAAUCAAACACAAGUUGUUGCCGCCAAUAUGUUUACCUGCAAAUAUCCUGGUGAGUUUAAGGUUACUAAACUGUUGGACCUGGAUCUUCAGUUCUGCUCGGUACCACUAGGCCUUUACUACUGCAUUUCCACUACCACUCUAGUCCUUUUGACUAUGCUGGCAUCCUUCACCUACCACUUCCUGAAAUGGCAGGUUGUUUACGGCUAUUACCUCUUCCUGGCUUUUCUCUAUGAAAACAAGCGGAAACAGAGAAAGCCCCUGACGAACGGCUGCGAGUACGACGCCUUUAUCUCCUACAAUGUCCACGAUGAGCCCUGGGUUCUGAGGGAGCUGCUGCCGGAGCUGGAGGGGCAUCAGGGCUGGAGGCUGUGUCUCCACCACCGGGACUUCCAGCCAGGCAAACCCAUCUUAGACAACAUUGUGGACGGUAUCUACGGAAGCCGCAAGACCAUCUGCGUGAUGAGCCGCCGUUACCUGGAGAGCGAGUGGUGCUCCCGGGAGAUCCAGGUGGCCAGCUUCCGGCUCUUCGAUGAGCAGAAGGACGUCCUGAUUCUGGUGUUCCUGGAGGAGAUCCCAGACAGGCAACUGUCGCCCUACCAUCGGAUGAGGAAGCUAGUGAAGAAACGCACCUACCUGAGCUGGCCCAGAGCUGGGGAGCACACUGGGGUUUUUUGGCAACAACUGCGACUGGCUUUAGAGACCAAGGAUGUCCCUGCCAGGGAUAAUCCCAUCCUCACCGGAGUGGAGAUACUGGACUGUGACACUGGGCACUGGUGAAGUGAGUACAGCUCAUGAUGAGGUCAGGCAGGAAAGGGACUAGUGUAAACUUGACAACCUUGUGUGAUUCUGUCCCAGCCGUUACUAGGGUCUUCUCCCCCAGUUAAUGUGGAAUUUUUUUAUUCUUUAUUUUUAAUGUUGGAUGUUAAAAUUCAGAACCUUUCCUGGGAAUCUAGAUGUAUUAUGAUCACCAUGGAUCAGGACGUGUUUGAAAGUACUAGUGUUCAUUGUCCAGUUGUGGUAGCCCUCAAUCAAUGUAUAGGGAACAGCCAAUUUGCCGGUCACCCUGUCGAUAGAAAAUAUUUGCGGUUAGGUUAGUUUUUAUGUGCCAUUAGCCAAAGACCAUUGUAAAAAAGGAAAAAAAGAAUCUAUCUACAAUGAGUAAAGCACUAAACAUGUUAUUUAUGUAUUGCAAGUUUGUUUAAUCUGUACAUCCUGAUUAUGUAGGAGAAGACUGCGUCCAUCCCAUUAGUAACCGCUUUGCCACAUUAUGGGGAAACCAAACCAAAACGGAGCUCAAGAUGCAUAUAAAUACGACUUGAGGAAGUUGAGCAUAGGAAGUGAAACUGGGCCAGUGUCUUUAAACAAACUCAAAGGUUCAAGCAAAGGGAUUUGGGUUUUAUAUUGCAUGCGCACAAUCAUGCCAUGGAAAUACCACUCAGGAAAGACACACAGUAUCACCGAAUCUCAACUGGUGAUCCAAAGCAAAACAAAUGAUCGUAUAUACAUUCUUUGAUAAUCGGUUACUGUCGCCAUCAAUCAGUCUUCUCCCAAACAAGUUUACAAGCCAACAGAAGUAAUCAAACCAUAUUCAAAUUUGUUGUUCUCCCAUCAUCACCCCGGUACAGUACACCACUCCAGUACACUACACCUGGCUUCAAUCAAGUUCACCACCUCACUAGGUAGAUGUAGGCCAGUGUUCUUAAAUCAUUUUUAGACGAGGCCACUUCGGUUGAUGAGACAUUAGUGUGAGGUCCGCCAAAAGACACAACAAUACAUCCCUUAAUGCAUUGGGCAAGGAGAGGACUCACUGGGCAGUGCUGAUUGCUACCUGGGGGGCCUAACCCUAACCCCAGCCAAUGAAGAACACUAGCCUAAAUCAUAAACACCUUCUAGCAUCAGUACGUUUAGUGACUGAUAUGCUAAAAAUGUUAAAAGAAACUAACCCAAACGCAGUUAAUUUGACCAAAGCCGUGCACUAGAGAAUCCUUUUCAACAUUUCACUCGUCCCCCAAGCUGUGUCCAUGACCCAUAUCCACUUCCUUUUCAUAGACAACCCUGUAAUUACGGCAGUUGCAAUCCAGUUAUGAAAUCACCAUCUGUUGUGUCACAUCCUCUUUUAACAAUCUUUUUGAGUAAUAUUAAUCACUGCUCUAGUUAACCAUGAAUCUCCAACCAACACUUAUCCACAACACACUUGUUAGCCGCCCUCCUUGUUCACGUGUUGCUGACGAAACUGAGGGUGACUUCCACAGUGUGUCUAGGGGAUUAAUAAAUGCAUCAACUUCAGGACACAGUCUUGGCUUGCAGAAUACAAUCAACGGUCCACUGUUAUUAUUGUAUGGGUCACGUCUCGGAGUCCGAUGGCAUGUUAUAGGCAUACCUGUUCAUUUUCUAAGUGGGUGGAGAGGUCUGCUUGUCUUGCGAGCUGACAUUAAUGCAGCUGGGAUGGUGUUAAGAAAAACACAGCAUGAGAGAUGUGGACUCCCUCUCAACCUUAAAGCCUUUACUGAAGACUGCAAGGUACUGGAUUUAUGGACCAUCCAUUCUGUCUUUGUCUGGCGGAGUCCACUCUCUCCACUGGAAUAUCCACUCUCCAAUGUUACGGGGACUCACUGGCUUACUCAUGUUAUCCCAUGCUGAUUAAAUGUUAAUGCAUUGAAGAUAACUCUGUAGGCUUUACUCUGCCCUGUCUCAGGGUGGUUUGUGGUCAUUUGUGGUCCCUCUGGUGGUCUGGUGCUUGGCAAAGUGGGUGGAGAAAUUUUUUUGCAUAGUUGGUCCUGUCCAGGAUUUAUAUCGGAUCGGGUGUCUCCAGACCCCACCAGUCAAAGUCUGUAGCAUUUAUGCUGCAAUAGUUAUGUGUCAGCGGACUGAGGUCAGUUUGUCUUGUUUUCAGACCCCGUUUUUGAUCAUUUGGGGUCCCUCUGGUGGUCCCUAAUUCCAAACAACUCCCCUAAUCUUUUUUUAUGAUCUUCUGUUCACAUGAGAAUAUUAACACACUUGUAUUUAUAAUUAUUUUGCUUGUAAUUGCUAUUAAGACAAUUUAUUAUCAUUCUUCACUUUUAUUGCUUAUCAUAUUUGCUUCCUUGAUUGUGUUAUUUAAUUCAGCCAGUAUCUCAAAUAUCUCAUGAAUGAAUUCAAA
This is a messenger RNA of Esox lucius (northern pike), 3482 nucleotides long. RefSeq names its product toll-like receptor 13. The transcript has a single exon. The record is from RefSeq and is a predicted model, not a curated record. Lineage: Eukaryota; Metazoa; Chordata; Actinopteri; Esociformes; Esocidae. Gene Ontology annotation, molecular function: protein binding; transmembrane signaling receptor activity. Bases 89 to 1120 code for a protein of 343 amino acids. Gene Ontology annotation, cellular component: membrane. Gene Ontology annotation, biological process: inflammatory response; toll-like receptor signaling pathway; immune response.